This is a messenger RNA of Hyaena hyaena (striped hyena), 907 nucleotides long. It is a transcript of the gene CLDN20, whose product is annotated as claudin 20. Bases 173 to 832 code for a protein of 219 amino acids. The record is from RefSeq and is a predicted model, not a curated record. Gene Ontology annotation, molecular function: structural molecule activity. Lineage: Eukaryota; Metazoa; Chordata; Mammalia; Carnivora; Hyaenidae. Gene Ontology annotation, biological process: cell adhesion; bicellular tight junction assembly. Gene Ontology annotation, cellular component: plasma membrane; bicellular tight junction. The transcript has 2 exons.
CUCACGUGCGGCUUCUCCGCCUCAGACAGCUGCCUUUGAAGACAACUGACAGAGGGAGCUAAGACGCUGAAGGCUCCUGACAACAGCCUUUGUUACUUGGUCCUCUACCGCACCGAUAAGGGCCACCACAGUCAAGCACCAGGUAACGGGGAACACAGAUAAAGGUAGGGGCAUGGCUUCCGCGGGUCUCCAGCUGCUGGCUUUCGCCCUGGCUCUGUCGGGGGUGUCCGGAGUGCUCACGGCCACCCUGCUGCCCAACUGGAAGGUGAGCGUGGAUUCGGGCUCCAACAUCAUCACAGCUGUCGAGCAGCUGCAAGGACUGUGGAUGGACUGCACAUGGUACAGCACCGGGAUGUUCAGCUGCGCCCUCAAGUACUCUAUUCUGUCCCUCCCCGUGCACGUGCAGGCCGCACGGGCCACCAUGGUCCUGGCCUGCGUCCUGUCCGCGCUGGGGAUUUGCGCUUCUGCGGUGGGGAUGAAAUGCACUCGCUUAGGGGGGGACGGAGACACAAAGAGCCAUGCUGCCUUUGCUGGAGGGGUCUGUUUUGUGUCUGCAGGGGUCUCUGGCUUAAUCCCCACAGUGUGGUACACAAAGGAGAUCAUCGCAAACUUCCUGGACCUGACAGUGCCAGAAAGCAACAAACAUGAACCCGGAGGAGCCGUCUACGUCGGAUUCAUUUCGGCCACGCUGCUGCUGAUCUCUGGCAUGAUUUUCUGCACUUCCUGCAUGAAACAGACUCCAGAGGCUUGGCUUCAUCCAGCCAAGCAGCGGCAUGAAUCCACCACACAGCCAGAGGGCACCUCGGCGUACCACCUCAAAGACUAUGUGUAAAUGACUGCGUAAUGCAUAUGGAAUUUUUAGGUGGCCGUUCUGGCUUCUGUCUUUUCAUUUUAGAGAAAAAAUAUA